UAUGUAUCACGCCUCCUAGCGUUUGUUAUACCAGUACCAUAGAAUAGCUCGCGCGAAAUAUAUUAUAAAAAUUAUGUUAAUAUUAAGUUAAUAUUUUUUUGGAAACUAUGUGCAAUAAUGGCUUAUAAAGUUCUUUUGUUGUUGGUUUUGUGUAAAUGGAUUAAUUUUUCUCUAGGUAGUGAUUUUUACUCAAGACCUCAUAUUCUUUUAAAUGGAACUGAAGAUAUUAUAGAAGCUUAUGACAAUUACACAGUUUUCUGUCAAGGAAAUAAACCUCUACAAUGGACAACUCCUACAGUAAAUGCAGAACUAGCUGAACAGUUUUAUACAACUUUCACAAGUGAAGACGAAAAACCAUCAAAUACAAAUUUUAAAUAUGGAUUGCGUCUCUAUAUUACCAACAUGACAUAUCCAUUUGUUGGUUUUUAUAGCUGUCAUUUCAAAAAUACUCAAGAUAUUUCUGAAAAGAAUGACAAAAAUGACAUCAUUUAUUUAUUUGUUAAUGAUAAUGAAAAUCUUGCCCUUUUGACUGAUGAAGAUCGGACGAUUUUACAUAUAUAUGUAGUACAACAUCAAACGGCAACUAUACCAUGUCGUCCUACCUCGCCUACUGUUGAUGUUAAACUUGAGACAUUUGAUUUUAAAAAUGUAGACUUAAAUGUUCUUGGCGAGAAAGAUUCCACACUCGUUAGAUAUAAUCCGUUUUACGGAUUCUAUACCAAUCGUACAAUCGAUUUAGGAGACACCCUGUUUAGAUGUAUAUAUUCGAGAGAUGACAAGAUGCAGGAACAGUUAUACGAGCUGAAAGUGGAAACUUCUACAUCCUAUAUACCGGCACCAAGAGUUAUUGAUGAAAAUGAAGGUCAUACAAAUUUAGGCGACAAUAUUACAUUAAAAUGUAAUUUACAGUUUACGACUAGCGUUGUAAUAUUUUCAUGGGUUACACCUACCGGGAUAUUUAAUCCUUCCAGAAUGAAACAAACGGAUGAAGAAAAAAGUUCAGAAUUAACUGUAUAUAACACAACAUUUAAUGACAGUGGAGUAUACAUUUGUGAAGUAUCAGAUCACCAACAACAUCAUGUAUCCAGAAAUAUAAGUAUUAAAAUUUAUGAUGAGGAGGAACAUAUUAUUACUAUGAGAGAAUUAACGGACCAAUAUUACUAUGAAGCUAAAGCAGGACAAGACUCAAUAAUAUGGAGUGUAGAUAUUUGGGGACACCCCAAACCUUCUUUUUAUUGGAUAGAUAACAGAAAUGACUCAAUUCCAGAAGAAAAAGGAAAAAAAUAUGAAGUUUCUAGAGGAAAAUCAGAUAUUGGACAAAACCAUGAAGUCAUAACAUUAAAAAUAAAGAACAUAGAUUUGAUCCGAGACUUUGGUUACUAUUCAUUAGUUGGAACAAACCAUUUCAUGGAAAAACGUUUAGAGUUUUUCCUAAAUGUUACAGAUAAACCAACUGUGACUUUGCGAUCAGAUCAAUUCCAUUUAGUAGGAACGCCUGGCAAAGUGGAGUGUAUAGCAGCAGCACAUCCAACGCCAGUGUUCGAAUGGCGAUAUAAAGAAUGCCUAAACCCCGAAUGUCCAUUUAUUCUUAUUCCAAGCAAUAUUAGUAACACGGAAGGCUUAACUGUCUCGUCGGAAGUAAUUAUUAAUGCAAAAACAAUUGGAAUAGUAGAAUGUAAAGCGGCAAAUUCCGUUGGUUUUGAAUCGGAAGAAAUGGAAUACAUUGUAACAGAUGUUCCUAAUGGUUUUGCAAUGACAGAAUUCGAUGAUACGGUAGUAAUUAAUAAGAAAACAGAAACUGCCCAAUAUGCAGUUGGAGAAAAAAUUCAUGUUUCUUGUGGUGCAUCACGGUAUAAAUAUGGCCAUGUUGAAUGGCUUGUAAAUGGAACGUCAAUUGAAGAAGAUACCCGAACUCGAGUAACUUAUACGAAAUCUGAAUUAUCGAAUAAUGUAAUCCUAGAUAUUGAUGAUGCUUCGUACAAUGACAGUGGAUUAUACAGCUGCCGGGUGUCAAUCAACGCAAGCGAUUACAUUUUUAAAAAUAUGUCGUUUUUGAUAACAGAUCCCGUGAGAGCUCAAAUAAUUGAUUCUAACAUGGUUGGAGAAAUGUUGGAGGAUUUUCCGAAAAGUGUUUCUUUUAGCUGCGUUGUUAAAGGGAUUCCAAAACCAAAAAUUUUUUGGUAUAAAAAUGAUGAAGAUCUUAAACCAAAAAAAGAUCAAAGAAUCAGUUUCGAAAAUGAUAAUCAAUUACUUAAAUUCAACGAGACUAAACCAUCAGAUCAAGGAACAUAUAAGUGUCUUGCAAUUUACAAAGAAUUUUCUGAUUUCAGGGAAGUCAAGCUUAAAUUUAAAAAUGCUCCAGCAAUGAUACAAUCAUGGAUGGUCUAUAUAAUUGUAAUUCUUUUGCUUGCAUUGGUUGCAAUUAUGGUUUAUUUAUUUAUCAGAGUUCGGAAAGACAGAUUACUAAAAGAAGAAAUGAAGCUAUUGGGAUUGGCCAAUUUUGAAAAGGGAGCUGUAGAAAAUAUAAAUCCCGAGUUAGGAAUCGAUGAUCAAGCAGAACUUCUGCCAUACGAUAGGAAAUGGGAGUUUCCUAUCGAACAAUUAAAAUUAGGAAAACAAUUAGGAUCGGGAGCAUUCGGAGUGGUUUUAAAAGGAGAAGCAAAACAUAUCGUAGAAGGGGAACCCCUGACUACAGUAGCCGUAAAGAUGGUUAAGAAAAAUGCCGAUAAUACUUACAUUAAAGCUCUAGCUUCAGAAUUAAAAAUAAUGGCUCAUCUUGGUAAACAUCUCAACGUUGUUAAUUUACUUGGAGCGUGUACGAAAAACGUCGCAAAAAGGGAAUUAUUAGUUAUAGUUGAGUACUGUCGAUUUGGAAAUCUUCAAAAUUUCCUUCUAAGACAUCGCCAACAUUUUAUUAACCAAAUUGAUCCAAAUACUGAAAAAGUUAACUAUCUUAUUGGACAAGAGGAACUAAUGGACAGAACAUAUUCUGUUUCCAGUAACAGAAGUAAUAUUCAGUCUCCCUUGCUGAAAUAUGCGGCUUUAAUUUUUUCGGAUUCAGGCGAAAAUUCUGUUCUUCCGCCACCUAAUGCAAUGGGAGAUUACAGAACAAAUGCCAAUACCGGAAUUACUGAAGUUACAACCGUAACCCAAGGAGAAGAAGGUGUUGUAACAAGUAAUAAUAGUAUUCAGCCAGAAUGGAGAUCAAACUAUAAAGGAGAUUAUAAAGACAAUGUUAAUCCAAUUAGCACAAAAGAUCUUAUUGCAUGGUCCUUCCAAAUUGCCAGAGGCAUGGAAUAUCUUGCAUCAAGAAAGGUGCUUCAUGGAGAUCUUGCCGCCAGAAAUGUACUUUUAAGCGAUGAAAAUAUCGUAAAAAUAUGUGAUUUUGGAUUAGCCAAAAAUAUGUAUAAAAGCGAUAAUUACAAAAAACGUGGUGAUUGUCCUUUACCAGUAAAAUGGAUGGCAAUAGAAUCUAUCAGAGAUAGAGUAUUUUCAACUCAAAGUGACGUGUGGUCAUUUGGUAUAGUAUUAUGGGAAAUAUUUUCUUUGGGGAGAACACCAUAUCCGGGAAUGGAAGCAGACGAAAGGCUCUAUCAUAAGCUAGUAGAUGGAUACAGAUUGGAGUCACCAGAAUAUUCCCCAAAAGAAAUAUAUCAGAUUAUGACCGAUUGUUGGUCUGUCAAACCUACUUUUAGGCCUUCAUUUACCAAGUUAACGGAAAAAAUUGGAACACUACUUGAAGAUACAUUAAGAAAGCAUUACAUCGAUUUAAAUGAUCCCUAUCUUGCCAUGAAUACAAAGAUGUUAGACAAAAACGACUAUCUCGCUAUGUUGAGCCCUCCUACAUUUGAAGCAGUUUUAAGUCCUCAUUACGUCAACGGUAUGGUGACGCCUCAGUCGUCCGAAGGAUAUAUGAGCAUGAAUUCGAGUACGAUAUUUAGUCCACGUAUCGCAAAUGAUGAAGUUUUUGAUUUUACUACUGCAAGUAGAAGGAAAUUAUCAAGCGAAGAUGGGAAUGGUCAUGAACUCCUACCAAUGUUGAAAGAUAAGAACGACCUGGAUAUCAGUUCGCCUCUAGCAUCACCAAAUGCGGUUUCUAAUCCGGGUUACCAUUUACCUCCUAUAAUAGGAACUGAUGAAGAUAACAAUACCGAAAUUGUCAAAUCUGCCGAUAAUUAUGUAAACAUGCCACAAAAUAAAAAUUUGCUCAAGGAAUGUAAAACAAUUUUAUCUUCAGACUCGAAGAAAGCAGAGGAUGAAAAUAGACUAGACUGGAAAAGUAUUCAAGUCUGAAACACAUCUUAAUUAGUACAAGUUAGAAAAUUAAGUUUUUAGGUUUAGACUGUAUUACUUUACGUAUGUAUUUGAAACAAAAAAAUAAUUUAUUUUGUAUUUUUUUAUUAAUGUAAAUAUAGUGAAAUAAAUACUUUAUGAAAUAA
Messenger RNA from Psylliodes chrysocephalus, 4439 nucleotides. The record is from the annotation of a GenBank genome assembly. Lineage: Eukaryota; Metazoa; Arthropoda; Insecta; Coleoptera; Chrysomelidae.